AUGUUAGCGUUAGAAGAUUAUAGAAUUAGUCCCGUUUCCGGGUGUCUUCUUAGGCAACCCACUACACCACCUCCAGCCUUAAUUCCCUACAAAAAACUUUUGGAGCAUUCACAUCAACUCCUUCAGGAAGGAAAGAUUCGGGAGGCAAUUGAGAAGUUACCACAACUGGAUACAUCACAACUCUCCAAACACGAAGAAAAGCGUCUGGCGCAUAAAAUUCUGGCCUUCCUCGCUUCCCAAUACGUCUGGCAGGAUGGGGAUAAAAAUCCAGCUGAAGUCCUCCCUGCUGUACUUGCAAUGCCUCUAAUGGAGGUUUCAAUUGAAUUGGGCUGUCAGCCAAUUCUCGGGCAUAUUGAUCUCGUGCUUUCAAACUGUUUUCCUGAGAAAACUCAGCUGCUUCGAAGGCAGGCGUUUUAUACCGAAUAUCUUCCUUCGGCACAGGAAAAUUGGUAUCCCUUCAUCGAAAUUACUGCUGAUAUUGAGUUAACUUUCUGCGACAUAGCUAAGAUUAUGAUGCAUGUUAUCAGCGGAAUCAAAAGGAAGAACGUGGAAUCAGUUGUUGAUUGUCUUUUGAAAAUGGCAGAACUGAUGUCAAUCAUGAGUGAACAGCUUGCUCUCCUUUUGAGGGAGCUCGAUCCUAAGGCUUUCUAUUGUGAAAUGCGCCCAUUCCUUUCGGGGUGGUCACAUGGCAAAAUUUCCAAGGGCCUGGUCUAUGAAGGAGUUCCAGAUAGCGUUUUGACAGGUGGAGAAUCGGGAAGUCUCAGUGGUGGUACAAUACCCAAAAAACGCAUCUACUUGGGCGCUAGCGCAGGCCAGUCCGUCAGUCUACAAUCACUUGAUGCCUUUCUUGGAAUUAAGCACUUCGAUGAUACUGAGGAGUUCUUGGAGAAUCUCCGAUGUUACAUGAUAACUGAGCACCGAAGAUUUAUUGAGGAUUUAGGGAAGCAUGUUCAACUUCGAGAUUUCAUUGAAGUAGUUAAUUCUGAAGAACUGAAGAAGGCCUACAAUACCUGCAUAAAGGCGAUGCUUCACUUGAGACACGAACACGUCAACAUUGUCACAAAGUUUAUUCUUGAGCCAUCGGCAGCGUUCACUGCGAAUGUGGAAAGUUUGAAAUCCCAAGGAACUGGAGGAUCAGCUCUAGACCAGUUCCUUAAACGCGUGAAUGUAAGAACAGAGGCUGCCUUCUAUGAAGUUUAA
This is a messenger RNA of Rodentolepis nana, 1200 nucleotides long. NCBI's taxonomy places the organism in Eukaryota, Metazoa, Platyhelminthes, Cestoda, Cyclophyllidea, Hymenolepididae. The record is from the annotation of a GenBank genome assembly.